UCAUCACGUUGAUGUUACAAGCACCAGUUAUGCUUUCCCAUCGCCGUCGUCUGUUGGUCUGGUUCAAGCACGGUUACCGAUACUGAAAAGGUCUAUUUGCCCAUUUGCCCAACCCCUCUCAUCCCGUCUGCCAUUCGUCCACUCUUGUACUCGGACCACCUCUUUCGCCGCCGUAGAGGAAGGAAUAAGGAGAAGAAUACCCCCCCAAUUUUCUUCUGCCUCUUUUUCGAGAAGUUUGCUGUACUUUGGCCAAAUCCCGCGUCUACAACAUGUCCACGCCGUCAACGACAUGAGAAUUCCGCCGGUAGAAGUCAUUCUCAGUUGGCCACUACCGCGUUACGACAACCCCGAAACCAGAGGCCCGGCUAGCGAGAUCGUCGCCAUCAUCCUCCUGGCAAUCGCCACGAUCAUUCUCGCCAUCCGGAUAUACACGCGGCGAUGCAUCACAAACGGGUUCGGCUGGGAUGACAUCCUCGUCGUCUUGGCCUUCAUCCCAGCCACGGGCUUCGUGGUCCUCGGCGUCAUCGCCACUAACAACUACGGUUGGGGACGGCAUGUAUGGGACGUGCCCACUGAUAUUCUUACUGGAUCCCUUCAGAUAGGUCUCGCCAGCCAGAUCUUGUUCGACCUUGCGACCAGUUUCACCAAGCUCUCGAUGCUUGCUCUGAUGCAUCGAUUCGCCUACGCCGCUUCAAACAAGCUGAGGAUACUGGUCAUGGUGCUCCAGGUCUUCAUUUCUGUAAAUUGCAUCGUCUUCAUGCUGGUAGUCAUGCUACAGUGCCGGCCUCUUAGGUUAUACUGGACGCUCUCCGUAGGACCACAGAACUGCAUCAACGAGGCCGCUCACCUCCUCGUCGCAAGCAUCAUCAACACUGCCACCGACUUCGCGGUGGUCCUACUUCCACUUACUCUUGUGCGCGUCGUCUACGCCGACAAGCUUACCCCGAGACAGAUGACCAUUGUCAAUAUCUUGUUUGGUGCCGGCUUCCUCGCAUCGUUCGCCGGCGCGGCCCGGACGUACUUUACCUGGAUCAUGACGACGGAGCCAGACGCGACCUGGAAUGCCUGGAUCAACUGGCUAAUGUCCUGUGUUGAGCUGUUUCUCGGCAUCAUAUGUACCAGCAUACCCUCGACCAAACCGUUUUUCAACAAAUACGUUCCCAAGUUGCUGGGCACAGUCUCGCGCAAGUCGCAUGCUGCCAGUGCCCCCGUACCCACGAAUAAGACUGCAAACGGCUUGGCAAUUACCAGUCAGGUCUCGAACGGUUCUGAUGCGAAGGAGCUUGAAGCCCUUUCGACAGAAUCAAAAUCACCAGCAGAAAAACGGUUCGGCGAGGCAGCACUCAACAAGCCAUUGCCAGCCGUGCUGAAGAACCAAUCGGUCUACACCAUCAAUAUUCAACUCGACGAAGCCAGCUUGGGUCCGGCAGAUAGGAGGCGUGCCGCCAGCGGUCGAACGAGAGAACAAACAGACUUGGUCCGGCGCCAGGCAGUGAGCAACUUCAGUCGCCCUAGGAUCCAGCACGUGAGGAACAAUUCGGAGCCCUCCAGCCAGCACCGCCCGAGCAUUUACAGCCCAAUAGAAUACAGUCGCGAUAGCCACAUCACCACCGCCACCACUACCACAGCAGGCGAAAGCACCCGUCACAGUCGAAUUCUAGAUGACAUUGAGAGCAUAUACCGCCAAAGCAUCGACGACCUUGAGGCCGAGGUCCGUUACAGCGCCUACGACUACUACAGAUACUCGGCGGUGCCUGCGCCUCUGGGAAGACAUGCCAAAUCCGGAUCGAUCGGUACGUUUGGGGGGUAAUUUGAACGAAAAGAAAGGCUUGUCGCGCUGUACAACAUGUAUGUACUUGCGGGAAGGGCCCAUCAAACAGUGUUUGGGGGUCGUCUCUCGCUUGGCAGGUGUUUAUUUGGGAAGGAUUCCUACAGUACACCAAGACGUGGCGGCGCAGCGUGGUGGUUCUCUGCUUGUCCCUUCCUCUUAUGGCCAUAUUUAUACUUUUUAUAUAAGCUUCUCGGGAGCCAAGCCUGAACUCUGGC
Molecule: messenger RNA, 2046 nt
Organism: Colletotrichum destructivum
Lineage: Eukaryota; Fungi; Ascomycota; Sordariomycetes; Glomerellales; Glomerellaceae
Exons: 2
Coding region: 290-1810 (506 amino acids)
Source: RefSeq, a predicted model, not a curated record